Nomia melanderi (Alkali bee) is the source of this 641-nucleotide messenger RNA. RefSeq names its product apidermin 1 (gene Apd-1). The record is from RefSeq and is a predicted model, not a curated record. Lineage: Eukaryota; Metazoa; Arthropoda; Insecta; Hymenoptera; Halictidae.
CCCGCCUGAAGACUACUAACAAAACAAUCAUCAUGAAGUGUUUGGUCGCCCUCGUUGCCGCUUUGGCCAUCGUCUCCGCUAGCCCGGACCGUGAGCGUCGCUCGCUCGCUUGGGGAUCGCAUGGCGCCGUAGUCCUCGGUGGUGCAUUGCCCGGCGUGGCUCUCGCGGCUCCGUGGGCUCCCGCGGCGGCUGUUAUAGGUCCCGUCGCUGGAUCCGCGGCUGUCGUUGGGCCUGCCGCAGGCCCGACCGCCGUCGUUGGACCAACUGCUGGUUCUGCCGCGGUUGUUGGGCCCUCUGCUGGUUCUGCUGCCGUUGUAGGACCGACUGCCGGAUCCGCGGUUGUGGCUGGUCCAGCUGGAGCUAUCGUAGCUCCUGGACUUUGGUAGAACCUGAAGAUUUCCGAUUCGGCCCCGAGAGCAUACGACAACUGAAAGGAUCUCCCGUCAAUAUGCAAGCGACUUCUCAUUCGACCGUCAACCCCGCGACUUCAAUCGACGAACAGUCGGGAACGAUUCUCUAGUGUUUUCUGAUCUGGAACCGACAAUUUAAUCGCCUUCGUCGAUCCGAGCCGAUGCGUUCGGGAUUUUUCGAGGUUCUUCUGUGGAAUGUCCUCCUUGUACUUAGCCCUGCCCCCAUUACGC